AGGGGGGAGAGAGUGAAAGAAAACUAAGCCCAGCUUUUGCCGGUGCUGCUUGGAUUGGAUCUGGUUUGAGUUUCCUCUCUGCUGGCUUGUGCAGCAAGAGAGGAGGAGUGGGGGGAAGUAACUCCUCAGUCUUCCUCUGAAGCUUAAGCAAAUGUGCUGUGCCUGCGCUGGCGGGGAGCUGCCCUGGGUGCAGUUGCCUCGCAGCCUAUUGCUCUCAAUUACUAAAGAAUUGCCUGGACUUCUCGAGGACCUGGAGGAAAAAGACAUCACUUCACAGACCUGAUAGUUGCUCAGUGCCUGUAGACUUGAACAUUUUGGUUUUUCCUAGGGGAUCCUUUUAAAAAUUAUUUUUCUCCUCGUUUUUAGAACACCAUUUCCUUGAGUGUGUGGCAUUGAAAUCCAUUGCUUUGUUAACAACGUUGGGAGAUAUUUUUAAAAACUUUUUCCCAUCUCUUCUAUUUUCUUUGAAAAAAAAAAAGGCAAAAAAAGAAAGGAUAAUCAUUUUGGGGGAGGGAGAUGAUCGUGCUGAUGUGGAAUAAGUGCUCCUGUUCUCUUACUAGCCGCGGUCUGAUCGUGGAGAGCUCCCAGCUAGACAGCUCCAGCUCCAAGGUGAACUCCAUCAAGUCCACCCUGAUGGGGGAGGCUCCAACUCAGGCAACCAACAGAUCUGCAGGCAUCCACCAGGGACUGAUGCUUGCUAGCAGUAAGAAGGGCAAAAUGCUAGAGCAGAUGGGAAAACCUCCCAAGCACUAUCACCGGCAAGGAGAGGCCUAUCCUUGUACUAAUGACAAGGAAUGUGAAGUUGGGCGAUACUGUCACAGUCCUCAUCAAGCAACAUCUGCAUGCAUGGUGUGCCGGAGGAAGAAGAAGCGCUGCCACAGAGAUGGCAUGUGCUGCCCUGGGAACCGCUGCAACAAUGGUAUUUGCAUACCAGUAACUGAAAGCAUCCUUACACCCCACCCUGCUCUAGAAGGGCCACGCAACAAGAAGAAUGGUCAUUAUACUAGCAAAGAUUUGGGAUGGCACAACCUAGGGAGGCCGCGCUCCAAGCUGUCACACAUAAAAGGACACGAAGGCGAUCCCUGCCUACGGUCAUCAGACUGUAUAGAGGGGACAUGCUGUGCUCGCCAUUUCUGGACCAAAAUUUGCAAGCCUGUGUUGCAUCAGGGGGAGGUUUGCACCAAACAGCGCAAGAAGGGGUCCCAUGGACUGGAGAUUUUCCAACGAUGUGACUGUGCCAAGGGGCUGUCAUGUAAAGUAUGGAAAGAUGCGACCUCCUCUUCUAAAUCAAGACUUCAUGUGUGUCAGAAAAUCUGAAUGAGGAUUGGGAAGACAGUAAUAAGUGAUUGUGGCUUUAUGUGUUUAAUGCAUUAUGGCAUGGUGGAAAAAGAGGGACUGCAAAUGGAAGUGGAAUGGCUAAAGUAGAAUAAGAGUAAAAGUCACAGCAAAUGCAUUUCUUUUCGAGCUGGUGGUAGACGCAAGUGUAGCUGGAUUUCAUCUCCUGUCCAGUUCUUCUGUAAAUAACUUCUACAGUUUGUGGGAAAUGCUAGUAUGCAACAAGUAGAGUGGAAAUGAAUGUCACUUACCUUGCUGUAUUGUCCCGUGAUGUUUCAGGGUUCAGUGCUAGGGCUAGAGUGGGUUUCCAGUGCAGUCAUGACUGCUAAAUGAAUCGUAUACAUUGUACUCCGUAGGAAGCAGUGCAUGCCAGGAAGACUCAUCCUUCAACACAUGAUUAGGCACAUUGCAGGUGUAAGAAAUUGAAAUAAAGUUACUGUGAAUGUCCACAUGCCCUUGUCAUUCAGGGCUGACACUUCAGCAGAGAAAGCACUCCUGCAGGACAAGAGUGCUAUGUUUGCAUGCCCUUAUGAAGGAGGUAAAAACUUGCCAUCUCAAAAUUUCAAGAAAGUAGCAGUUUCUCUAAGAGGAGGCAUUUAAAUGGGGGUUUUGUUUCCUAUACAUGGGUAAAUUGAAACUCUUUAUGUAGUGAAUGUCAUAAUAUGACAAUCACUUGUAUUUGCCUCAGUUUACUGCUAAUAUACGUUGAGUUGAACAGAUGAAGAUAAUAUGUGUGCACGCGGAAUCCAGAAUUAUAUAUAGGCAGUUCCUCAUUAGUCCUAAAUAUACUUUCCUUGCCUAAGCAUUCCUGCAUUAUAGACAUUUCCAAAGGAAAUAGCAGAGUGUUGAAGUGCCUAACAUGAAGAGCUAUGAAGUUCUUUCUUGUUGUUGUUAUACUAGAUGAUACGACAUUUGUUGAGGUGUUCAGAGCAUACUGCUACAAACUCAAAUUUUUACAUUGUAUUAGUAGCAACAGGCUACUGAUGGCACUCUGCCGCAGUAUAAUGGAUUUGUUUCUUAGAAACAGCAAAGAAAAUGGCGCUGGGUCUUGUGAGCAUCUCCUCUCCUGCAGAAAAGGAAGUGAGAAGAAGGUAUGAUCACAAUGACUUGCUAAACAUCAUGUGAUGUCACAGCAUACCAGCCUCCAGCAUGUAUUCAACCUGAACUUUGAUGUCCUCUCAUUCUGGAGUGUUCUGCAGGAAUGAUGGAAGUACAUAGACUGUAGAAAACAGCUGCCAACCCUAUAUUGUUUGUGUACUGCUUAAAAAAUGACAGCCUCUGUCCCUUGCCUUGUCUCCCAGGUCUUUUCAACCUUUUUAGUUUUACUUAUUUGCAAGUAUUCCUUUGUAUAGACUUUUGUUAAGAGAACAAUAUUACUUUAAAGAAGCCUGAAUCUGUAAUUGAUCUACUGCUAAGUUGUAAUUACCCCUUUAUAAUUAUCCAUUUUCAUAUUCUGUAACACAACGGACUUUUCUGUUUAUUCAGUUCUGAACAAUAUGGGUAGACCAGUAUUCAGUUUAACUUUGAAAACCAUGUCACCAUUACCUGAUAUCUUUUGGCACCAGUGGGAUGCUUUAAAGCUAUAGCUUAGCUACACCACCAGAUUCAACCUUCCUAAUUAGAACACAGAUCUCAGCUACAUUACCCUUAUCUUCCAUAAGAGUCUGAAUAGAAGAGUAUUUCACACACCACUUUCCCCUCCUGGAGUAGUUUUUAUUGACCUAGAGGGAUGUUCAGAGACAGGGGCUUCUGUUUUUUAAGUCUCAGUCAGAGCUUUAUCUUGGAGUCCUAUCAUUGCAACUCUGCUUAUUUUGGAGUUUUUUCAAUGUAACUGGAACAGGAAUAAGGCUCAGAAAUUUCAAGAUACUAAAAAAGUCCAGGAACCAAUUUUACAAGUUUUAUUUACACUGACACAGCACAUACUCAGCAGAGGAACUUUAGAGCUCUCAUAUUCACUAGAUAUAAAAGAAAAUGAAACCCAGUCUGAGCAGGGGGGUUGCAGAAAUGGGGUCUCAGAAAUUUUUAGCUCCUUCUAACAUUGCCUAUCCCUAUUUUGCUCUUGCAGAACAUAGUUAUUUGGGAUAAUUUAUUUACAGGAAAUGUUUAAUGAGAUGUAUUUUCUUAUAGAGAUAUUUCUUACACAAGCUUUGUAGCAAAAUAUAUUUGCAGCCCUGUUGACUUUAAUGUAGAAAAAUGUAUAAUAAGAUAAAUAUAUUAAAUGUUCUUUCCCAUUCCUCCCCAAAUAUUUUACCCAUGUUCUUUUCCUUUCCUGCUUGCUUAAAAAGAACAUUCUUUCUGGAAAAACAUGCAAAUCAGUUGAAAAAAACCCCCAACAUAUAUUUUAGCUAUACAAGUAAAAGCAUCUGAUUGUUCUUGUGUCUCAGAGCACUAUAUGGGCUGAGUUUUGGUUAAAACACAUGAAGGUGAUCUUAAAAAUCCUUGUUCAUAAUUUCUACAAAACUGGCUUAAGUGACAACUGUCUAAUAUGCUUCUCUGGGGUCCAGUUCACACCAAACACUCAGAAUAUGUUUGAAAAUAAUGCACCUGUUUGCAUAAUGUAAAAUCAACCAGGUUAAAUAGGAAAGACGUCAAGACGUUUCCUGGAUAGUGAUACAUACCAGAGGGACUCAUGAUAGAUAAAGGUGAUAUUUGAGUUACACAGCAUUUUGCUAUAGGCUACAGCAUGCAAAUGUGCUGCUGCAAAAUUUAUAACUGUCAAUUCCGAAAGGGCAAAUUACAGCAUUCAGCUCUAAUAACAUGAAACACUCCAUGUGACACAACUGAAAAUACUGUUACUAAACCAUCCAAGUUUUUGAUCCCAGAAAACUCCUGCAGAGCGCAAUAAAUAUUGCAAAAAUAAUGG
This is a messenger RNA of Chiroxiphia lanceolata (lance-tailed manakin), 4198 nucleotides long. RefSeq names its product dickkopf WNT signaling pathway inhibitor 2 (gene DKK2). Gene Ontology annotation, molecular function: receptor antagonist activity; co-receptor binding. The record is from RefSeq and is a predicted model, not a curated record. Gene Ontology annotation, cellular component: extracellular region. Gene Ontology annotation, biological process: negative regulation of canonical Wnt signaling pathway; multicellular organism development. NCBI's taxonomy places the organism in Eukaryota, Metazoa, Chordata, Aves, Passeriformes, Pipridae.